AUGACGAAUCACGCCAUCGCCGACGAGCUAUUUACCGGCGAGUACAAAGAGAUUCGCGCCGCCUAUCGGGAAGGAGAGGGGAACGCCACCAUCCGGGCGGAGUGCCAAAGAGAGGACAACGUCCAAGUCAGGGCCGCAUCCGUCGGAAACCCUGGCGACUUUCGCUACUCCGAUUGGCACGGAAAACCCGACAUCGCCGAGUACAUUACCCACCCUGAGGGACAGGGGCUGUUCACCGUGGACACCUACUGCGAGGAGGCCAUCUUGGAUCGACGGGGCUCCCUGCAGAUGAGCAGGCGAGCCCGGCCGGUGAUGUCUCGUCUUGGGGUGCCUGUCGUGGACGCGGCUAAGAUAGUGGAGGGGCAGGGGUGGGCAUCUCCCGCCAACGACGGGAGGCACUUCCACAAGCUGGUGCCGAUAGAGUAA
This is a messenger RNA of Ectocarpus siliculosus, 426 nucleotides long. NCBI's taxonomy places the organism in Eukaryota, Phaeophyceae, Ectocarpales, Ectocarpaceae. The record is from the annotation of a GenBank genome assembly.